This is a messenger RNA of Paramecium sonneborni, 1127 nucleotides long. The record is from the annotation of a GenBank genome assembly. NCBI's taxonomy places the organism in Eukaryota, Ciliophora, Oligohymenophorea, Peniculida, Parameciidae.
AUAAUAUAAAUGGGUUGUGUUUGCAAUAGUAAUUCUUUAAAGACAUCAGUUUAAAGCACUUAAUUAUCAAUAAAGUUAGCUGAAUAAUAUAAGAGUAAAGAAUUUUUUGUAUACGUUAAAGAUAACAAGAAUAUAAGGACAUAAGAUAGUUUAGAGGACGUCUCCUAAUCUCUUUGUAAUAUUGGAUAAGAAAUUACAAGUUUGGGUUAAUUAAGACCUGAAGUUGAGGAAAAGAUAAAGGAAUUGGGAACAUUUAAGGCCAUAGAAGAGAUAGAGAGUAAUUCAUCUAGCUAUUAAUAUCUUUUAUGCUAAGAUGGUUCUAUUUUUUAUGGUUCAGUGUUAAAUGGGAUUAGAAAUGGCAUGGGAAAAUAACAUUGGUUGAGUGAUGGAAAUUAUUUAGAAAGGUAAAAUAUAGUUAUAUUAUGUUAGUAUAUGGAUAAAUGAUAAGGCUAAUGGUCCAGCAAGGAUGAUUUACUCAAAUGGAGAUGUGUAAUUUACUCAGUUAUAUUUAGUUUUGAAGGUCAUCUAAUUGAGAAUAAAGCUAAUGGAUUUGGAGUAUUUAAAAACAAAAAAAAAGAAGUUAGAGGUAAUUUUAAUUGUUAUUCAGGGUAUUGGGUUGAUAAUAGACUAUAAGGUAAUGGGAUAGAAAUGAGAAAAAAUGGAAUCCAAUAUGAAGGUUAAUUUAAAGGUGGAAUAAUUGAAGGACGAGGUUAGUUUACAUUUCCAGAUGGUAGAAAGUAAAUAUAUAAAAUCAUUUUAGAUAUUAUGGAGAAGUAUAAUAAGGUCUGAUUCAUGGAUAAGGUUUGAUGACAUGGCCUGAUUUUAGUUAUUUUAAAGGGGAAUUUAAAUACAAUCAUUUGAAAGGUUACGGAUGUUAUACUGAUGUAGAUUCUCAGACUUACUUUGGAUAGGUAUACAUUCAUAUUCUAAAUUUAGUUUUUUUCUGUUUACCAUCAAGAUGUCAAAUAGUUGGAAAUAUUUUAUAGCAAAGAUUCAAAUAUACAAGAAUGCAACAAACUCAAAAAAUUUAAGAAAUAAUAUGGUGAUGCCCAACAAUGAAUAAAUGAACCUCUUUAUUUUAUGUUGAUUUUAAUCAAAUAAUUUACUAGUAAAUUAUUAAUGGUGAC